AUGUCAGACUACUACGACCGCCAAGGAGGGGACCCUCGCGAGUACGGCGGCGGUGGCCGCGGCGGGAACAAUUAUUACGACCAGAGCCAACGCUUCGACGACAACGGCGAGGGUGCAGGCCGUCGAGAUGACUAUGGUGAACGGCGCCAGCAGGGAGGAUACGGAAGAGAAGAUGGAUAUGGUGGGGGUGGCACGAGCGGAGGUUACGGAGAUGAUCCUCCUCGCCAUCAUAGUCGUCGCGAUGAUGAAGGCUAUGGUGGAAGCUCCGGCGGAGGUGGAGGAUAUGGAGGCGAUGGCGGCUAUGGGAGACCCUCAGGGGGUGCAUAUGGAGGAGGCGGAUCUGCUAACUACGACCAGGACGAAGUGAUGCGACAUAGCCAGCAACAUGGCAGUCCGGAAGACUCCAACCUAUUCUCUCAAGCCAUGUCGUUCCUCAACCAAAACAAGCAUAGUGCUCAAUCCGAGGACCUUGACGAAGGCCGGGUACAGCAAAGUCAUCAGAUGCUGUAUCAGCAAGACGGCGGUGGUCAGCAGCACGAUGCUUCUAGCCUGGGCGCAGGAGCUGCAAUGCAAGCCUUGAAGAUGUUCUCUGGAUCCGGCGGAGGUGGAUCUCAAUCCCAAAUGAUCUCUAUGGCUAUGCAAGAGGCCUCGAAACUGUUCGACAAGCAGAGCAACAUGGGCAACGUACAGGGUGGCACAGACAAGCAGUCGGCGAUCAACAUGGCUGCGAAAAUGGCCCUGCAGAUGUAUAUGAAGGGCCAAGGAGGUGGUAGCGGCGGCGGUGCCUCUGGGCUAAUGAGCCUCGCCAGCAAAUUCUUCUCGUGA
This is a messenger RNA of Fonsecaea nubica, 825 nucleotides long. RefSeq lists its product as hypothetical. The transcript has a single exon. The record is from RefSeq and is a predicted model, not a curated record. NCBI's taxonomy places the organism in Eukaryota, Fungi, Ascomycota, Eurotiomycetes, Chaetothyriales, Herpotrichiellaceae. The coding region runs from base 1 to 825 and encodes 274 amino acids.